AGUGGAGGGAAGGACGUUGGCACCAGCAGCUACAUGUGACAGGACAUACUACUCUAUUUAUAACAGCUGAGUGCAAGAGCCCAGUCUGACAUAUGCAAGGACAGAUGGACAUCAUAACUGAAAUGUCCCUGCAGGGAAAAAGCACUGACACCUUCAAACUGGAAUAUUUGUCCUUCUGCAACAGGUUGAAGAGCAUGUGAGGGAUCAGAAUGGAUGACUUAGAUCACAGCAUUCACAUCUCAGAGUACGACUGGACCAGCUUUUAUGAGGAAUGUGAGGAGUGCGACCUGCUGCAGGCUUUGCUCGCCUGCCCCGAUGACGCCAGCCUCAGCGAUUCAGAGACUUCAGAAGACUCGGUCUUCUCCGCGGGCUGGCAGGAGACUCAGCAGAGGCCUGACGCAACCAGUGGAAGAGCUGAACGCGGCGCUGCAGGACGCCCCACUGAGCAAGAGAGCGCCGUUUGCUUGGAGCUGUCAGUGCAGCUUAACCAAAGUGGUACGAGAGGACGAGGAGAAGAGGCUGCAACGAAACCUGAAGAGGGCAACACAUCACACGAGGAAAUACGUCUUGAUUGUUCUGGAGGAAACACCAUCAGUACAGAAGAGGUGUGUGUGAAGGCUGCAGAAGACACCAAAGAAGAAGAGACGAGCAUCAUUGUUACAAACACGCUGCAAAUUGAAUCUGUGAAUGAUCAGAAUUCAGGAGAAUCAGACAAGUUGGCAAAAGAUGGAGGUGUGCAGGCAGAGAGCGGCCUCAAAGCCACAGAGGAGCCUGACCUACUUUCCCGCAACCAAACAGGCCUCAGUGUGAAAGACGCAGGCACUACAGAGAGAGCUGUCAGGGAGGAUGAAAGCGGCGCGUCUCUACGAGCGGAGAAGGAGCGCUGGUUCGUGACAAUGAGCGUCAGUCCUGCACGACAGAGGAAAAAAAAACUACGACAAAAAAAAACUUGUGAGGGAGAUAAGAACUCAGGUGAUAAAAGGAAACCUGAAAGACGUAAGGAUACGCAGUUCAAACAAAAAAAAUCAGUAAACGCCGAGAUCCUCCAGCUUGGAGUCAUUUCAGGUUCAACGCAAACGGCUUCCACUUCAAGCGAAUUAGACACCUCAUCAACACAAAUGAAAACCACUCAUCCACCCAACGAACCGAGCACUGAGCCGAGGGUGGAUGGACGUUCAGAACCCACAUCACCAGACACAUUCGGAGAGGUGGAGAGCGUGGAGUCCGACGAGCUCGUGGAGAACGCCGACUUCUUCUCCGUCCACAGUUACGAUUCUGAGAGCUAUUUGUCGGCUGCUGAAUCAGUGGAGGAGCCUCAGCGUCUUCUUCACGAGCCCCUCACGACGAAGCAACAGCUGGGCUGCUCAUUAUCUCUGACGCACGUGUUCGGCCUGACCGAGAACACCGACGCCGAGCGCACGCGGGACGAUGAUGGCGCUCUCUCCGGGAACGCAACAGCUCCCAACUGUGAAGCUUAUGAAAGCGCCGGCGCUGAGCCUUCCUUGACAUUUCCAUCUGCUGCUCAAGCAGCUACCACAACGCCAGAUGACAGCCCGACACGCGGCGACGACGCACACAGCGCGUUGCUCUACACGCCCUCAGACACAACUGGACCCCAUAAACACAACAUGAAUCUGUCAGAGUGCGGUUGGUCUCGGGAAGAUGAGCUCAGUCCUCCCCCCGUCCCCGAUUUAAUGAUCACGCCUUGCUCUGAGGCAGACAGCCCCGAAACGUUCGCCCAGGCCACAGGCCAAACUCGACCCGUGUACGCCAUUUCUGCCUUCUGGGACGAAAUGGAAAAACUGACCAUAAAUGACAUUUUGCAGCUCAAGAUGGGCUCGAGCACGCCGAGCAGAGAAACACAAGGAGCGGCGACUCCCAACGCGGACGCCGCUCCAGCGAAUCUCAGCCCUCUGCUCGACAGCGGUGAGUACGACACGUCCGACAGCGCCCUGAUGGACACAUCCGACGCCGCGGACUCAGACUACUACACGCAGACCGACGACUCCAAGCCAGAUCACUCCAGCUGCGAUUUCUCCACCUCGGAUUUUGAAGAGGAGUACUGGCACUUCAUCAGCGCCAGUCGGAACCCCAGCCCCGACCCCGACAGCAAGAGACGGCAAAGCAGAAAUGACUCUUUGCUCUCUCGUGACCUGGAGUCCACAAGCUCCGAGGGGAAGGAAACACCCGUGCCCUCGGAGGAGAACUUUGACGAACAAUGUUCUGACGAUCAAGAGAUCCACACUCGCACUUCCGGUGAACCUCCGUCGCCGAGAGGGCUGACAAAAAGCAAAAGUAUGCACAAUGUAAAAGCUCUCCACAGAGAAGGUUUCUUGCUGUCAUCUUUACUCGGUAGUGACGAGAGCAGUCUGUUGCUCAGCUGUAAACCUCUAGAGGAAAACACCAUUUUGAAAAUGAGCGACACCCUGGGAACACCAACUUCAUCCAGCACAGGCUUGAUAGACUCCCAUUACCAAAUAUCUUUCCCAGAGGUGUUUGAAUACUUUUUCACGGAAGACAAAGCAAACACAGAGUCCCUGUGUGUCACCAUCUAUGAUCCAGAGAACAUCUCAGUGGCUCCUGCCUUUGAAGACACUCUUUGCACACGUAGAGAUGAAUGUUCUCUCUACUGCACCGAUGAGAAGCCCAUCCCCAUCUUCUCCUGUUCUCAUCCCACCGUCAGAGAACUCACGCUCCCGAAAGCAGACCGCGUUUUCCUGAGAUCAAACUGCGAGGGAGUCGAAGACGUCUCGCCCUUCAGGGUCGUGUCUCACUCCUUUAUCCGGGCCGAUCAGUGGAGAUACGCGACAGCGGUCGGCGGCGGCGGACCUCACGGUUGGAAGAGUUUGCUGGCGUUGAGGAAGAUUCGCUUCCAGGACAAAGGCAGCAUCUGGUACAGGAGUUCUGGUGGCUGGGGGCCUCCCGUCGAGUCGCGGGGCGUUUUGACGAGGAGAGAGGAUGCGGCCGUCUUCAGUGGGGGAAGAGUGCGCCCAGUUUCUUCUCUAGUGGUUGCAGAGCUAGAAGAGCAGCAGAGACUUUUGGAAAGUGUAUGGACGCCAAAACGAGAGGGCAUCUUCUCCACACUGAAGCAGGCAGAUAUGUGUUUAGUGUGCAUUGCCUUUGCCUCCUGGGUGCUAAGAUCCUCUGAUCCUGACGCUGCUGAUACCUGGAAAGCAGCUCUGCUAGCGAAUGUGAGCGCGCUGUCGGCUAUCCAGUACCUGCGGCAGUAUGUGAAGAAGACGACGCCUCCUCGAGAUGAACCCUGAAGUUGCGUCCAAAACACAUCACGGGCCCAUUCGUAAAAAUAUAUCUGCUGUGUAUAUCUAUCUGCUAAGUAUCUACAGCUUCAGUGCAGCGUGUAGUGGCAGGAGUUCAGCAAAGUUGUUUUCAGCCUGAAACUGGGUGGUGAGGUGAAAACGUCUGAUAUACAUAUCUCAUUCCUUAGUGUCAUAUAGCUCCAUCAAUAAGCCGCCCUGGUUACCUCAUUACAGUGAAAUGUGUGGAAGCUAUCCUACGAGUACACAGUAGUGCACCAAAUCCCCGACAGAUGAACGAUUCCCUCCUAAAAAGUAACAUCAUCAUCAUUAGGAGCCAAGUGGGGAGGUACUGGGAGACGCAAACGCUGCGAAGUCAGAAAGUACAGAGAAAUGCACUGAAAGAUUAGGAUUUGUAUUGCCAGCCUUACCCUUUAAGAAGUGACUAAAGUUUUACCAGCUACUAAUAUGUGGACCAUACUGUACAGUAAGCCAUUUUAGUUUUUUAGCACAGUUGCCACUUUUUAAAUGUCCUGUUUUGCUCCAAACAUAGUUUUGUAGGCACACACAGCUGCAUGUGUAACGGAAACUGUAACAGCAGCGUGUAGGUGACAGUUGCAGAGUACGUGGGAUGUCUGUGAAGAGGAUGAAAAUGGGACAAAAGCCUAAAAGGAAGUAGUGUUGUAGAUGUUGCUCUUGUUUGGAUGUGUGGCACGUCGUAAAAAAAGAUUAAGCAAGUAACUGUUGCAGCUGUGUGAGACAAAAAAAAAAGCUUCAUCAAAGGAAGCUGAUCUCUUUUUUUUUUUUUUUUUUGCUUAUUGCUCUUUUACAAAUAGA
Messenger RNA from Mugil cephalus (flathead mullet), 4091 nucleotides. It is a transcript of the gene perm1b, whose product is annotated as PPARGC1 and ESRR induced regulator, muscle 1. Bases 210 to 3266 code for a protein of 1018 amino acids. NCBI's taxonomy places the organism in Eukaryota, Metazoa, Chordata, Actinopteri, Mugiliformes, Mugilidae. Gene Ontology annotation, cellular component: nucleus; cytoplasm. The record is from RefSeq and is a predicted model, not a curated record. Gene Ontology annotation, biological process: response to muscle activity; regulation of DNA-templated transcription. The transcript is spliced from 4 exons.